This is a messenger RNA of Pyrgilauda ruficollis (rufous-necked snowfinch), 1205 nucleotides long. RefSeq names its product chromosome unknown C1orf52 homolog (gene CUNH1orf52). Lineage: Eukaryota; Metazoa; Chordata; Aves; Passeriformes; Passeridae. Bases 70 to 618 code for a protein of 182 amino acids. The record is from RefSeq and is a predicted model, not a curated record. The transcript has 3 exons.
CGGCAGCCGCGGGCCGGAACCCUCGGCGCGGGCGCGGUUUCCGCGGGCGGUGCGAGGCGCGGCCCCGCCAUGGCGGCGGAGGGGGAGGACCCGCUGGGCUAUUUCGCGGCCUACGGCAGCUCCAGCUCCGACUCGGAGCCCGAAGAGCCGCAGCCCGACGAGCGCCCGGCGGGAGCCGGCGCGGCCUCGGGGGGCACCCCGGGGCGGCCGCGGCUGCCGCCGCCCGACGAGCUCUUCCGUCGGGUGUCGCAGCCGCCCGCCUUCCUCUACAACCCUCUCAACAAGGAGAUCGACUGGGAGAGCCGCGUCCUGCGGGCGCCCGAGGAGCCCCCCAGGGAGUUCAAGGUGUGGAGGAGCAACGCCGUGCCCCCGCCGGAGACCUACAGCCCGCCCGAGAAGCCGCCGGGCCCCGCCCUGGACAUGGCCAUAAAGUGGUCCAACAUCUACGAGGACAAUGGCGACGACGCGCCCCGGCAGGCCGGCAAAGCCAAGUUCCUGCCGGACGAGGAGCAGGAGGCCCUGGAGUCGGAUGGUGAAAAAGACGAUGAACCAGCUUCUGCUAAGAAACGUAAAGUAGAGUCUGGAGAACAGGCAAAGAAGAAGAAGAAGAAGGUAUAAGCAGGGCAUUUUGGAUUUAGACAUAAUGAGAAUUUCAGGGAACUUGGAUUCCUCUGCUGGAAUGGGAAACAAAUAAGUGUUUACUGCAUUUCUCUCUCGGGUAGGGAAUUUUAUUUCUGUGUAUGCUUGCCUUUUGGAAAGCACAAAAUUAAGUGGACAGUGUUGUCGUAGAACUUGUUUACUGAACAAAAUUUAAACCUGUUUAUUUGAAACAAGGAUUUAGAUGAAAGAUCCAUUGCCAUGGAUACUUGUGCUCAUGCAGGUUACAGGGCUUCACAGUAUUUUGUUUAUCAAGAAACCUGGUAACAUGCAUUUUUCUGGACUGACUUUUCCAUUGUGUCAAAACCUUUUAUAAAGGAGUAUAUACUAAAGAUUUUUUUAGGUACUGGUCUGUGAUAUGUUCACAUAAUGUUGUUUUUAAAUAUAUGUAUAGACUGCAAAUAGUCACUGGAAUAAAACUACAUUUGAAAACAUCUGUGGUAUAAAUAUUGCAUUGCAUGCUUGGUGAAUAGGAGCAAUGAAUUCUGUAUUAUAUGCCAUUCACUGAUGUGUGACUUAACAGAUUCCUCAGGGUUUUUUUGUUUAAA